UGCGGUCUCAAACCCGGAAGUGGCUGACACCGUUGGGCUGUUGGUGCUGUUGCGCUGGUGCUUCCUGCUGUCAGACGAGCGUGUGAAGUCGUUUUCAGGUCAGGCUGGUUAAUAUCUUGUCAUGACAUCAGCGUGAGGACCGACCUCCUUCAGUUCAGGGUCGAUCACUGUGGUUCCUUACGUUCCAGGAGUUUGGAUCCAUCUGGAUGUUGAACGUGCGGACUCUGUUUGGCAUCGGCUUCCUGGUGACCUCAAGGGCCGCAACUGUCCUCGCUCAGACCGGGACAUGUGCGCUAUCCGCUGCAGCCAACAGCCACAAGAAGGAGUGUUUCAGUAGCAGACAAGCGUCCACCAUGGCUCAGACCGUCAAAUAUCUCGGGCAGGAGGAGGCCCAGCGCAUUGACGAGGAGCUCUUCAGUGAGUACGGCUUCAGUGUGGACCAGCUGAUGGAGCUGGCUGGACUCAGCUGUGCCACGGCCAUCGCCAGGGCAUAUCCAGUUACUUCCCUGGUGAAGGCCAAACCGUCUCUGCUGGUGAUCUGUGGCCCAGGUAACAACGGAGGCGAUGGCCUGGUCUGUGCUCGGCAUCUUAAACUCUUUGGUUACGAGCCCACCGUCUUCUACCCGAAGAGGCCAAACAAACCUCUGUUCCAGGGCCUGACGACGCAGUGCCAGAAAAUGGAGAUCCCCUUCCUGACUGAGAUGCCUGAGGCUGAGGUGAUCGAUGAGGCUUACAACCUGGUGAUAGAUGCCAUCUUCGGCUUCAGCUUCAAGGGGGCUGUGCGGGAGCCGUUUGGCUCCAUCCUAAACGUGCUGAAGAAGACGACAGUCCCUGUAGCCAGCAUUGACAUCCCCUCAGGCUGGGAUGUGGAGCAGGGCAGCUCAGACGGACUGCAGCCCGACAUGCUCAUCUCUCUCACCGCUCCCAAGAAGUCUGCCUCCUUGUUCAGAGGACGAUACCACUUCCUGGGAGGCCGGUUUGUGCCUCCGGGCCUGGAGAGGAAGUACCAACUCAACCUGCCUCAGUACCCCGACACGGACUGUGUGCUACAACUGUAGGCUUUAUGAGAGGCUUCAGUGUCACCUUUAAAGGAAUAGUUCAGCAUUUUGAGGAAGCAAUUCACGCCUGCCUUUUUUUUUCUUUACAAGACUUAAUUAAGAAGAUUGAUCUCACUCCCAUGUCUGCGACUGAGAGUCUGAGUCUGGUGCUGAAUUGCCUAGCUUAGCAUUAAAACCGGAACAGGGCCAAACAGCUAGCCUGGCUCCAAACAUAGCCGGCUGUAGUAAUUUUUUGGUCAUCACAGUGGCAGACAUGUCACCACGGAGCCUGAACCUGUACCUGGACAGAGAAAGCUGUUUCCCCAUGCUUCCAGUCUUCAUGCUAACCUUGUCCUGAGUCCAGCGCUGCCCCUAACAGACAUGAGAGUGGUAAGUAAAAUGAGUGCUUUUCCCUAAAUGAUAAACUAGCCCUUUAAAUGUGGGAAUUUCGAUUGAUUGCCGUUGUGUGGAUGAUGUUGGGUGUGAUCAUAACUCUAUAAAUUGAUUUGUAAAUUCAGUAGUGUGUUAUAACUGAGCUCUAUUAGCUUUCUGGAAGAGUUUUCAUCAUGUUAAAGACCAGAACUCUGACAUUGUGGUUGGUUCAUCAGGUACAUGAAAUAAAUAAACAAAAGUGA
Messenger RNA from Scatophagus argus, 1672 nucleotides. RefSeq names its product NAD(P)HX epimerase (gene naxe). The transcript has 7 exons. Gene Ontology annotation, molecular function: NAD(P)HX epimerase activity. The coding region runs from base 207 to 1058 and encodes 283 amino acids. The record is from RefSeq and is a predicted model, not a curated record. Lineage: Eukaryota; Metazoa; Chordata; Actinopteri; Scatophagidae. Gene Ontology annotation, cellular component: mitochondrion.